Molecule: messenger RNA, 996 nt
Organism: Trametes versicolor FP-101664 SS1
Lineage: Eukaryota; Fungi; Basidiomycota; Agaricomycetes; Polyporales; Polyporaceae
Exons: 5
Coding region: 1-996 (331 amino acids)
Biological process (GO): protein phosphorylation
Molecular function (GO): protein kinase activity; ATP binding
Source: RefSeq, a predicted model, not a curated record
AUGUCCUCUGAGUCCGCAUCCGAAGAUGACAGCAAUCCGCCCUGGUAUACCUUUUUCCCGCAUGGGGGUAUGGACCCUGCUGGCGUUCCCGACCGUCUCUUACGCCACCCCGAGCUGCAACAACGGGGAAUUGUCCCCUAUGGUGCUAUGAAACCCGGUGUCGUAUUCUGCACUAGGGAUUUAUCGGACAACACUCCGCGAGAUCCCAUCCAGGUUAUCAAAAUUCUUGACACAAACGGCGAAGAGCUUCCCAUUUACGAGCUCCUUCUACGCGAAAUCGAUCGUCCCAAUAACCACACCGUCCCGUCUGAGAUCACAAACGCUGGCCAUCCGCUGCUGAUCAUGCCGUUCGUUGGCUACCUCCGCCAUAUGCAUGGGCUCAAUUGGUCUCCACGGAAACUGGUAGAGUUUCUUUUUCAAUUUGUAGAGGGACUCGAAUAUCUGCAUAGCCUGCACGUCGUUCAUAUGGACAUAUGUCCGCAAAACGUUUUAGCGGGGCUGCCCCGAAACGUAGAGGUGCACAAGAGUAUUGUGGCGCAUAGAGUGUACAUCAUCGACUUCGACAUAUCCCGGCGCUUCAAGCUGGGCCCUGGCGUCCAACCUGCGAUAACGCUCCCGGACACCCAAAUCUCACCACCGAACGGCCUCCGACAUUUCGAUCCUUAUUCCUGGGACGUGUACUGCAUGGCACUCACAAUGGAGUCUGUUAUACAGUCGUACGAUGACCAGACAGUCUACAGGGACGAGAAGGUGCAGCCAUACUGGCCCGCUAAUAAAUUCGUCCAGUGGCUUGUCGGCAACGAACGAGGGUGCACCGGCGUAUGCCGCUGCCGGCCGACAGCACGUACGGCGCUGCGCGUCCUCGUCAUCCUUCGGUGGGCGGUCUACGCGACGGAGUGCUAUGACUGGCUCGUUCGCUCUCUGUCGCGACUCCGUGCUAAACUCGGAGUUGGCACGGCACGACGUACCCCCGACGACCCGCAGACAGAUCUUUGA